GGACACCGUUGCAUGGCUAUGUAUAAUUAUGGAAGCACUAUAUUAGAAAGCACAUUGGUUAUAAAUGGCCUUGUAAAGAUGGAACCCUCUUACCAUUAAUAAUAAAUUUCUGUAUGAUAACAAGGAAAAAGCUAUUACCAGAAAAACAUCUCUGCAAUGUCCAAUGAAGCUACUGUCCUCAGGUCAUCGAUUCUUUACUCUUCACCAUCAACUCGCUCCCAACUCAUCACUGAACUCGGUCACUGCUUUUUCAUCUGAGGUUCAUAUUUGUAUUGAAUGGUGGUGGCAAUGGGUUCAGCUUGCUUCCAAUGGUACUCUAUAUCAAAGUGCCAAGACAUAUGAUUUUAAGCCAGUUGCAGAAAUGCUUGCAGUUAAGAAGACUUCAGAAACAUUAAAUCAAUCCAAUGAAGGCAUGACUGGAUACUAUAAAUUGGAUUUGUAUGAAAAACUAAGGAACUAUAUUCGGAACGAAAAUUCAAGACAUGCAAAAGUAGUGAAAGAGGCAAAACUCAAGAUUGCUGCAGCUAAGGAAAAGUGCCGGCAAAAGAAGGAGAAUUGUCCGAUUAAGUUCUGCCACAAAUGCCUUUUGAGUAGGUAUGGAGAGAAUGCUGAAGAGGUUGUACAGUUGGCUAAUUGGACAUGUCCGAAGUGUCAAGGCAUUUGCAACUGUAGUCUUUGCCAAAAGCAACGAGGUGAACAGCCUACUAGUCCCCUAUAUCGUAGUGCCAAGGAAUCUGGCUUUAAGUCAGUUGCAGAAAUGCUUGCAAUGAAGAAGAAUUUAGAAACAUCAAAUCCAUUAAAUCUGAUAAAGGAGUCUGAAGUAUUUCUCUCAGGAGAACUUGGAAAUGAAAAUUUUUCAGAUGCAAAUGUCACUGCAGUUUGCACCAAAGAUGAUGGUGGUGAGAAUUUUGGAAUGAACUUAGAGAGCAAAGCAAUUGCAGAGGAAAUUCUUUUGCCACCGGGCAUGGAGUUAAAAGAAAUAUUUGGCAUCGAGUUACCACCCAAAGAGGUUGGGAAUGCGUUACAGAUUUUAGAGUUUUGCAGAGUGUUUGGAAAGGCUCUUGAUCUCAAGGAAGGAGAAGCUGAAGCCAUUUUUAAAGAAUUGAUCACUGAAGAAAUUAUGGAUGAACAUAACUCCUCACUGAUUCAAUUUCACAUUAGAUUGUUGGGAUUGUUUGUAAGCAAUUCGAAAAAAGAAAAACUAAGGAGCUAUAUUCAGGACGAAAAUUCAAAAGAUGCAAAAGUAGUGAAAGAAACAAAACUUAAGAUUGCUGCAGCUAAGGAAAAGAUAAAGUGUCUUGCACAAAAGUUCCAGAAUGAGAAUUCCAAAGUGUCCUCCAUUCCAGGGGAGGAGCAUGAUGCUCAUAUAAAGAUAAGAAUUGAGGUUGACGAAGCACACAUUGAGAUGUUAAGGUUAAAGAGCACAGGUGAAAAAUACAAAAGUGGAUGUGAUGCCACAAGAAUCAAUCCAGAGUUUGUGGACAACAAUGGGAUGACAUUUUGGAACUUACAAAGUUACAAUGACGAAUCGGUUCUUCUGCAAGAUAUGAAGAUACAAGAUGAAACUGUUAGAAGAAAGCUGGUUUGUUUACGGUCUUCCAGAUAAGGAUGAGAUUGAUAAUUAUAUAUCUUCAAAGGCUAAAAGACUGAAGAGUCUCAAUUCUCAAAAAAGUUUGUAGGAGUUUGUGUUUAAUGUUAAUUGUUCUUAAUAGCAUAAUGCUGGCAAACACCCUCAUUCCAUAUGGCUCUUCUUUCAGUGGAGUAAUGGUUUCGUUGGAAAUCUCCUUUGUUUUUGGACUCAAGGGACCUUCAUUAGUGUAAUAAUUGUAUAUAAUUUUUUUUGUAUUUUAUUUUAGUGGAAUACGAAAUGAAAUGAUUUUUUUGUAAUUUAAUUAUUAUUUACAGUUGUAUUUUUUUUAUUUAACUAGUUAGAUGUACAAUGAUAUAUUCAUUAUAAAGUGAUAAUGUAUUCUGAAUAUUUCUAAUAGUAACAAUAAGAAGAAUUCUAGA
Vigna angularis (adzuki bean) is the source of this 2010-nucleotide messenger RNA. RefSeq lists its product as uncharacterized. Lineage: Eukaryota; Viridiplantae; Streptophyta; Magnoliopsida; Fabales; Fabaceae. Gene Ontology annotation, biological process: regulation of DNA-templated transcription. The transcript is spliced from 15 exons. The record is from RefSeq and is a predicted model, not a curated record. Gene Ontology annotation, cellular component: nucleus. The coding region runs from base 164 to 1606 and encodes 480 amino acids.